GMGACUCGGGGCUGACAUUUCCGAGCGCUCAGAUGCGCCAGCAUUUUGGGAAMCCUCGCGAAUCGCCCGCCGCGCUCCGCCAGCAGCGCCCGUCCCGUCCGGAGCGCGAUGGACCAGAACAAACCCCUGAAGGUCCGGCUGGCUUUCUCCGUGAUCCUGCUGGGUGUCUCGCUGCUYUUCGCCGCCGUGGUCACUGACCACUGGGCCGUGCUCAGCCCCAGYGUGGAGGAGAACAGCACGGCCUGCGAUGCGGCGCAUUUCGGGCUCUGGAGGUUGUGCACCAAGAGGAUCGUCCUGCAGGAGCGGGGACACCGGGAGAAGAGUUGCGGGCCCAUCAGCCUGCCAGGAGACCACAACUGCUCCUACUUCAAGCACUUCACUCCAGGAGAGACCUCGGAGAUAUUUGAAGUGACCACCCAGAAAGAAUACAGCAUUUCAGCCGCAGCCAUGUCCAUCUUCAGCGUGGGCUUUGCCAUCAUCGGGACGAUCUGCGUGCUGCUGUCCUUCAGGAAGAAGAGGGAUUACCUGCUGAAGCCAGCAUCCAUGUUCUACACCUUUGCAGGUCUCUGCAUCAUCAUCUCAGUUGAAGUGAUGAGACAAUCGGUGAAGAGGAUGAUUGACAGCAAGGAGACAGCGUGGAUCCAGUACAGUUACUCGUGGUCCUUCGCCUGUGCCUGCGCCUCCUUCGUGCUGCUCUUCGUCUGCGGCAUCGCCCUCCUCCUCAUCGCGCUGCCCCGCUUCCCCCAGAACCCCUGGGAGACCUGCAUGGAUGCAGAGCCGGAGCACUGAUGAUCCCUGCACCCACGGAAAAAAAAAAAAAAUAUCCAGAAAGUGUUCUGAAAAGAUUUGUUAUUUUUUAAAAUGUCUGGGUCUCACUACACAAUGUGCUCUCCAUUGAGUGAGUCAUUACUGAACCAAGGCAUGUUCGAUUGCAAUUGUUGCUUUCUUUUUCUUUUCCUCUCUUAUUUUUCCUUUCUUUUUUUUUUCUCUCU
This is a messenger RNA of Malurus melanocephalus (red-backed fairy wren), 992 nucleotides long. It is a transcript of the gene CACNG1, whose product is annotated as calcium voltage-gated channel auxiliary subunit gamma 1. Gene Ontology annotation, molecular function: calcium channel regulator activity; voltage-gated calcium channel activity. NCBI's taxonomy places the organism in Eukaryota, Metazoa, Chordata, Aves, Passeriformes, Maluridae. Gene Ontology annotation, biological process: calcium ion transmembrane transport; regulation of calcium ion transmembrane transport via high voltage-gated calcium channel. The record is from RefSeq and is a predicted model, not a curated record. Bases 109 to 789 code for a protein of 226 amino acids. The transcript is spliced from 4 exons. Gene Ontology annotation, cellular component: L-type voltage-gated calcium channel complex; membrane.